Messenger RNA from Dimorphilus gyrociliatus, 1538 nucleotides. Lineage: Eukaryota; Metazoa; Annelida; Polychaeta; Dinophilidae. The record is from the annotation of a GenBank genome assembly.
AUUUCACCCUUGAACAUAGUGCCAUAUUUUGGGUGACAACAUUUUCAAGUUAAGAUUAGACAUUUUAAAGAUUAGGCUAGUCUCAACAAAUGGAAACAUUUAAUAUGAAAUUGAAAGCGAUUUAUAAAUACACAGCUGAAAGAAGUGAAGAAAUGAAUAUAGAACCUAAUCAAAACUUAAAGUUAUUAUACAGAGAAAAUUCAUGGCUGAAAGUGGAAAAUAAUUUAGGGGAAUCCGGUUUUGUUCCUCUCAACUACGUAGAAUUUCAGAAAACAAAAGUUAAAGCAAAGUUCAGGUUCAUCGCAAGAGAUAUCAGCGAAUUAACGAUAUCACCAAAUGAAAUCCUGUUAGUAAUAAAUCAAGAAGGUGAAGAAUGGUUAAGAGUUGAAAAUCAAAAUAAUGAGAAGGGUAUGGUCCCAGUUCGCUACGUAGAAGAAAUUCCAUCUUGGGAUUAUUAUAGAGAAACUGCUGUCGGUGAAUUUGCUGGAAGAGAUUGGUAUUACGGAAGUCUUUCCCGUGAACAAGCUAUUGCUUGCUUGGGAGAAGGAGACGUUGGUGAUUUUUUGAUAAGAGAUAGAGGUCAAGAUGGUUAUUCAAUAUCAAUACUAAGCUCCAGUAGGAAGGUUAUACAUUUAAAAAUUUAUCGAGGUCCCCUCGGACGUGUGACAAUUGGUGAUGAGAGACAGGAAACUUUUGAAUCAAUUCACAAUUUGAUAAGCAAUUUUGCUGUUGAUUAUAUCCACGAAGAUAGAAAAACGAAGGAAAAAACUUUUCUAGUAAAAGCUUUCGGAGCUAAAAACUAAUGGCAUAAGCUUGAAACAAAAAGUUUACUUGCUUUUUAAAAAUAUAGAUUACAAACUAAUCGUUAAAUGAUAGAAAAUUGAGUGUGUUUAAUGUUCUUUAAUAAAAUAUAGCCUAGAGUACAAAAAGUAAUAAAUAAUAUUUUCAGGCAUCCAUUUCUUGCUCAACUAUUGUUCAUUUUAAGAAGACAAACUAAUAUACUAUAUAAAAUGCAGAUGGCGCUAAGCAUUCACAAUGAAUCUAAUAUUACAGUAUGUAAUUUGAAGAAAGUAUCUGUAGAAUAUUCCUAAAGUAAAAAUAUUUUCUCCUUAAUAAACUACAUUUAUUAAAAAACUUUUAAAAGCUGAGCGAUAUAAGAAUAUUUCUUGGUUCCUCCGCCAACAACCAUAUUACGAUUUUAUAACGAUAAUAUGCAGUAGUACUGUUUUUCCAGGGAAAUCUGUAGAGCUCAACCAGCACAAAUGACAUUGUACGAACUUUGCUUACAGAUAGAUUAGCAAAUCCAUUAUAGUUACAAUAGGCUAAAUUGUGUAAAGUCUUUUGUUUUUCAUUACAGAGCCAAUUUGUUUAUAUCUUUCAUGAGUUUAUAUCCUCAAUUGUGUGUAAUUAUUUAACAAUCUCUGAUUCCUUUUAGCGAUUUGUUUUUGGGAGAAUUCCCUUUAAAGAGCUAUUUAAUAUAAAAAUGCUGUAGUACGAGUGAAAUGAUUAACUGGAUGCAUGUAAACAGUAAUAUGUAU